AUGGGCUCUGGAAACGGUUUGAGGAAGAUUGCUGCACUGAUUGGAGUCUUUGUGGUUUUGAAGGUGCAAGCUGCUCCGACACGUACCGGUGAUAAUGCAGAUGCUGGUGAACUAAGGGACGACAUACUUGAGAUCAAUAAGGGGUUAGAACACCUGUUUGAGGGAGACAUUGCUGAACUGAAUGCAAAAGGUGUGAUCCUCCAGGCGUUUGAGGAAUACCGUUUGAGAUCCUGUGUGGACUUCAAGCCCUAUGAGGGAGAGACCAGUUAUAUCUCCUUCACCAAGCUUUCUGGAUGCUGGUCAUAUGUUGGAGACGAUGGAAUAGGCCAGAAUGUGUCCAUUGGGGCCAGGUGUGACACUAAAGCCAUUGUGCAGCAUGAGCUCCUCCAUGCUCUGGGCUUUUACCACGAACAGUCUCGCUCAGACAGAGACAACUAUGUCAAAAUCUGGUGGGACCAGAUUGAAGAAGGGAAGGAGCACAACUUCAAUAAGUAUGAGGAUGACUUCAUCACCGAUCUGAACACGCCGUAUGAUUAUGAGUCCAUCAUGCACUACCGACCUCUGUCCUUCAACAAGAAUGAAAGCAUCCCCACGAUCACCACCACCAUACCGUUUUUUAACCAGGUCAUUGGCCAGCGGCUGGACUUCAGUGCAGUAGAUAUUACCAGGCUCAACCGCAUGUAUGACUGUGCCAACACACACACUCUCCUGGACCAGUGCUCCUUUGAGCUGAUCAACAUCUGUGGAAUGAUCCAGAAUGAGGAGGACAGCGGAGAAUGGAUCCAGACAAGGAGCACUCCAGCUGCUACAGACCACACCUUGGCAGGACGCUGCAGAGAUUCUGGCUACUUCAUGAUGUUUGACAAAGCCGGAAGCAGUGCCUUGCUGGAGUCACGUAUCCUCUACCCCAAGAGAGACGAGCAGUGCCUGCAGUUCUUCUACAAGAUCACUGGAGCAGCUGGGGACAAACUGGUGAUAUGGAUCAGGACCGAUGAUGGGACAGGGACUGUGCGCAGAGUCAGGAAGAUACACACCAUUACAGGUGAUGGAGAUGAUGCUUGGAAAAUAGCCCAUGUGACUCUCAAAGUGAGAGAGAAGUUCCGCUAUUUCUUUCAAGGCAUCAGAGAAUCAUCCAACUCCUCGGGCGCCAUCCUAAUCGAUGACAUCACUCUCACUGAGACCGUUUGCCCCAGUGCUGUCUGGCAAAUCCACAACUUUACUGGCGUUCUUGCCACCAUUCCUCUUGGCAGUCCAGUUAAAAGCAAGUGCUUCUACAACUCGGAGGGCUACUCAUUCGGUAUCAGUGUUUACCCAAAUGGAAAAGAGAGUGCCUACCCAGACUAUGUUGGCAUAAGCCUCCAUCUCUGCAGUGGGGAAAAUGAUGUAGUGAUGCAGUGGCCAGCCCAAAACAGGCAGGCAACCAUCGUUGCUGUGGACCAGGACCCCGAUGUAAAACUGAGGAUGUCUUCUACAAGAAGCUUCACCACAGACACUGAUGCCCGCUGGAACAAACCUACAGAUACUUCAGGAGCAGUGUGGGAUGAUAGCUGCCAGUGCUACCGCGGCAAAGACCUUGGCUGGAGUACAUUCAUUUCUCACAAUCAUCUGUACAGGAGGAGCUUCCUCAAAAACAAUGACUUCAUCAUUACAGCUGACUUCAAUGAUUUGACACACCUGAUCGAGACUGAGGUGCCUGUCAAACCAGUUGCCCCAAGUGAUGACAUCACGGAUGAGAAGCCAAUCAGCGAGGUGGAAAUGAGACUAGAGGCUCCAAAACACAGAGAAGCACGUGCUGCCAACCUCUGUCAUCCCAACCCUUGUUUUAAUGGCGGCUUGUGUGUGGAGAGUGGAGGGACAGCCUCAUGCAGGUGUGCAUCAAGCCAGACUACCUACUACACUGGUAAGAGAUGUGAAGAAAUGAACAUAGACAGCAGAAUUCUGGGAGCUCUGGUUGGCGGCACCGCAGGGACUGUAGUUAUGACACUGGCGAUCUUCACCAUCAUCAGGAGAGCUCAGUGAAACACACAGAGGAAGAAUUUGUCCUCUGCAUUCAUUCAGCAGUGAAAUCACAGCAAAAAGUGUCUGUAAGCAUCAGUUGAGGAGAGCAUCCAUAGUUUGUGUCCUUAAAUAUAAAAAAAUAAAAAAUAUAUAACAU
Messenger RNA from Micropterus dolomieu (smallmouth bass), 2155 nucleotides. RefSeq names its product meprin A, alpha (PABA peptide hydrolase), tandem duplicate 2 (gene mep1a.2). Lineage: Eukaryota; Metazoa; Chordata; Actinopteri; Centrarchiformes; Centrarchidae. Gene Ontology annotation, cellular component: membrane. Bases 1 to 2019 code for a protein of 672 amino acids. The transcript has 13 exons. The record is from RefSeq and is a predicted model, not a curated record. Gene Ontology annotation, biological process: proteolysis. Gene Ontology annotation, molecular function: zinc ion binding; metalloendopeptidase activity; protein binding.